AUGGAGUACGACACGAAGACUCUACCGUCGCACACAAGCGACAAGAAGUCGUUCGGUUUCUUCUCUGCGAGAGAUCGGUGGCCCGUGAUUUUGACAGGCGCUAUAGACGACGUGCAUCGCGCAACAUCGAAAUGCACUGAUUUGGAGAAGGCCGAAGAGGGCAAGAAGAUCACGCAGGGUCUCGCUACGCUCAAGUACGAGCUGCAGCACAAUCGGGACUUGACACCUCUACCAGACGAUGGCAGCCCAGACAUUGCAGGCUACAACGAUGAGCUCAAGCAGCGCGGCAAUCCAAAUUGGUUCAAUGUCAGCUGGCUCUAUUCAGAAUGCUAUCUCUACAGACGGAUAAGCACUCUUUUCGCCCUGUCCACUUACUGGAAGAACUACGAUGUCUUUUCUCAACAGAAGAUGUCCACCUUCCGCUCUUCCCGCCCAGCAGUUAUCGAGUUGGCCGCUCGCUACAACGACCUCACCCGGCAACUCCAAUCAUCACAAUCUUCCCUGGCCGGAGCUUCAAACCAGAAACGUGAGGAAGCGGAAAAGACACUCUUCAUGGAGAUGUGUGAGAUCUGCCUCUGGGGCAACGCCACCGAUCUCUCCCUCCUUACCAAUCUCUCCUAUGACGACAUUCAGAAGCUACAAGGGUCGGAAAGUAGAAAGGCCAACGAAAAGAACAUCCUCGUCAACAAUCUUCCGGCGGCUUUCUCGUGCCUCAAGUCAGCACAACAGAACGUCAGCAAGGAUCAAGAGCGUCGAGUCGAUAUCGUGCUCGACAACGCCGGCUUCGAGCUUUUCGUUGACUUUAUCUUGGCUGGCUAUCUCUUGCAAUCCGGACUUGCGACACACAUAGUUCUUCAUCCCAAGAACAUCCCCUGGUUUGUCUCAGACGUCGUGCCAAAGGACUUCUCGGACCUUCUCAACGUCCUUCUUAACGCAAAGAGCUUCUACGAAACCCCAUCGGAAUCAGAUACCGCCGACGGGAAGACUCCACCCCCUCUGUCGGAGAAGGAAGAGACGGAUCUGAGGCAGCUGUUUGACAACUGGAGCUCCUUGUAUGCCGAAGGCAAGAUCAUCCUCCGUCCGAACGCAUUCUGGACAGAAGCGGGAUCCUACUGGCGCUUGUCGCAAACGCAUCCAGAGCUCUGCGAAGACCUGAAAUCUUCCGAGCUGGUGAUCUACAAAGGCGACCUCAACUACCGCAAGCUCACAGGUGAUGCGAUGUGGGAUCCGACCACCCCGUUCACAGAAGCCAUCGGCCCGUUGGGACCAGGUUCGGGUUUGCGGACACUGGCGCUGAGGACUUGCAAGGCGGAUGUUGUGGUGGGGCUGCCGAAGGGCGUGGAUGAGAAGAUUAGGGAGGAGAGGGGUGAGACUGGUGAGGAGGUUGGCAGGAAGUGGGCGUGGAGUGGGAAGUAUGCUGUGGUGAGCUUCUGCGAUGGGAAGGCAUGA
Saxophila tyrrhenica is the source of this 1449-nucleotide messenger RNA. RefSeq names its product Hairy/enhancer-of-split with YRPW motif protein 2 (gene HRT2). Gene Ontology annotation, molecular function: phosphatase activity. Lineage: Eukaryota; Fungi; Ascomycota; Dothideomycetes; Mycosphaerellales; Extremaceae. Gene Ontology annotation, biological process: DNA damage response. The record is from RefSeq and is a predicted model, not a curated record. Bases 1 to 1449 code for a protein of 482 amino acids. Gene Ontology annotation, cellular component: nucleus. The transcript is spliced from 3 exons.